Populus nigra (black poplar) is the source of this 624-nucleotide messenger RNA. RefSeq names its product VQ motif-containing protein 31-like. The transcript has a single exon. Bases 1 to 540 code for a protein of 179 amino acids. Lineage: Eukaryota; Viridiplantae; Streptophyta; Magnoliopsida; Malpighiales; Salicaceae. The record is from RefSeq and is a predicted model, not a curated record.
AUGGAGAAGCCGCCAAGCCAGAGCACAGUCGGUGGUAAACCUAUUACUACAUUUGUGCAAACAGACACAAAGGCCUUUCGUGAUGUUGUUCAGCGGUUAACAGGCUCAUCAGAGGGUGAUGCAGCAGAAGGAACAGCAGGAGCAGCAACAAAGAUUGCAGGCAUAAAGAGAUCAACACCUAAACUCCAUGAAAGAAGGCAGAACCUAAGGCCCAAGCUAGAGAUAGUGAAGCCCCCUCUUAACUUCAAACCUAGUACAUCGCCAACAACAUCGGGUAAUCAGAGUCUUCUUCCAAGUCCUGCAGGAACCCCUUCGUUCAUGUUCUCCCCUUCCACCAUUUUAUCAAAACUGUCAAUCCAAGAACAGGAGAGCAGAGGAGAGUCAGCAAUAUCUGACUUAAAUAACGAGGAAGAAGAGAAAGCCAUUAAAGAGAGGCGAUUUUACCUGCAUCCAUCACCACGGUCUAAACCUGGUUACACUGAACCAGAGUUGCUCGCCUUGUUUCCUUUAACAUCCCCCCAAGCAAGUCAUGCGAAGUAAAGGACGUUGUGUUAACUGUUACCAUAAACAGAUGUAAUCGUUUUUGAAAAAGCACCAAGUACUGUAAUGGUAUUGUUCUUAUAA